Molecule: messenger RNA, 2868 nt
Organism: Pteropus alecto (black flying fox)
Lineage: Eukaryota; Metazoa; Chordata; Mammalia; Chiroptera; Pteropodidae
Gene: MPI
Product: mannose phosphate isomerase
Exons: 8
Coding region: 77-1339 (420 amino acids)
Biological process (GO): carbohydrate metabolic process; GDP-mannose biosynthetic process
Cellular component (GO): cytosol
Molecular function (GO): zinc ion binding; mannose-6-phosphate isomerase activity
Source: RefSeq, a predicted model, not a curated record
UCUCAGCGAGGUGGGCUGUGCGCCGGCAGGCGAGCGUGGGGAUGGGUCGCGUCCUGGGGACCCUUCCCGACCUGAUAUGCCAGUAUUCCCACUUUCCUGUGUGGUGCAGCAGUAUGCCUGGGGGAAGAUGGGUUCCAACAGUGAAGUGGCUCGGCUGCUGGCCAGCAGUGACCCACGGGCCGGAAUCUCAGAGGACAAGCCAUACGCAGAGCUGUGGAUGGGGACCCACCCUCGGGGAGAUGCCAAGAUUCUUGACAACCGCAUCUCACAGAAGACCCUAGGCCAAUGGAUUGCUGUGAACCAGGACUGCCUGGGCUCAAAGGUCAAGGACACCUUUAAUGGCAAGCUGCCCUUCCUCUUCAAAGUACUUUCGGUUGAAACGGCCCUGUCCAUCCAGGCACACCCUAACAAGGAACUGGCAGAGAAACUGCACCUCCAGGCUCCACAGCACUACCCUGAUGCCAACCAUAAGCCAGAGAUGGCCAUUGCCCUCACCUCCUUCCAGGGCCUAUGUGGCUUCCGGCCAGCUGAGGAGAUUGUGACCUUUCUGAUGAAAGUGCCCGAGUUCCAUUUCUUAAUUGGAGAUAAUGCAGCAACACAGCUGAAGCAGAGCCUGAGCCGUGACUCCCAAACCGUGGCCUCUGCUCUGAAGAACUGUUUCUCCCACCUGAUGAAAAGCGAGAAGAAGGUGGUGGUGGAGCAGCUCAACCUGUUGGUAAAGCGGAUCUCCCAGCAAGUGGCUGCUGGAAACAAUGUGGAAGACAUCUGUGGAGAGCUCUUGCUGCAGCUGCACCAGCAGUAUCCAGGUGAUAUCGGAUGCUUUGCCAUCUACUUCCUGAACCUGUUAACCCUGAAGCCGGGGGAGGCCAUGUUUCUGGAGGCCAAUGUGCCUCAUGCCUACCUGAAAGGAGACUGCGUGGAGUGCAUGGCGUGUUCAGACAACACAGUACGUGCUGGCCUGACAUCCAAGUUCAUCGAUGUGCCAACUCUGUGUGAAAUGCUCAGCUACACCCCCAGCCCCAGCAAGGAGAGGCUCUUUCCUCCAACACAGAGUCAGGAAGACCCCUAUCUCUCUAUCUAUGACCCUCCUGUACCAGACUUCACUGUUAUGAAGAUGCAGGUCCCUGGUUCCACCACUGAGUAUAAGGUCUUGGUAUUGGACUCUGCCAGCAUUCUCCUGAUGGUACAGGGUACAGUGACAGCCAGCACUCCCAAAGCCCAGGCAACAGUCCCCCUGCAGCGUGGUGGGGUGCUCUUCAUUGGGGCCAAUGAGAAUGUCACAUUGAAGCUCACUGUUCCUGAAGAUCUGCUGAUAUUCCGUGCCUGCUGUCUCCUGUAGAGGCCAUAGCCAUUCUAGCUCUCCUGCCCAGUCACCCUAAAUCCUGGCCAGCCUUACCUCCUCAUGCCCAGCUCAAACUCCUUCCUUGCUCUGGACUCUUUGGGUAUGCCUUGAAAGAGCUGGUGUAGAGCAAUGAGAUUGAAGGUAAUGACUCCUAACAGGCCUAGGCUGAACCAUCUUCUUCCUCAAAGGUGCCAUGUGAGGACUAAGGGCUGACACUCCCCUUGCAUUCUCACCACACCUGCACCAGAUUCAAUGCAGGAGGCAGCAGCUAUUUCACUUACAGUAAACUGGUGAAAUCUAUGAUUAGCUCAGCAUCAGGUACAGCAAAAAAAAGUAGGUAAUGUCUAAGCACAGGGUUCUGGCCCUAGGAUUACACAUUUCCUCAGCUGCAGAAGAGGUAAAGGGUAGGCCUGUGGAUGAGUGUUGUUCAUUGUCAUCCUCUUGCUCUGUCAAAGCAAUUAAAAGAUAACUUGUUGAGGCUGUGGCACUGAAGAGCAUUCAGACUUUGGUGGUCCAGUCUCUGAAGUAGGGAGAGGCAGCCAGCUUCAGCCUCAGAUGCAAAGCUUGCAGGCAGACUUUGGGCCCUCCACCCCUGUAGACAGUGGAAGGUGGGUCUGAAAAGCAAGAUUCUUCUCCAGGGUUUCAGUUGGCCUUUGGGCAGGGAUCAGCAUGCUAAGGCCAUGCCUACUCAUUUAUAUAGUAUCCACCUGCUUUCAGGUUGGCAAAGUUGAGUAGAUGCACCAACCCAUAUGGCCUGCAAAGCCUAAGUACUGACUGGCCAUUCAUGGAGAAAAUUGGUCAAUCACUUCUCUAGAGCACAGUCACUGGAGAUACAGGGACUCAGGAACAGGACAAUCCAAUUUAUGAAGAGCAACCUAGCUACUUUUUUUUAAACUGACAGGAAGUACCUAGGAGGGCAUCUACUCUCCUAGUGCCUACCCUCUUAGAAGUGGGACACACCUCUGCAGGAGGUUGCACAACUACCUGUUCGCCAGUCUUGGAUCUUAUCACUCCAGACUAAGGAGAGACCUAGGCCACUGGCUCCUUCCUGUAGGGCAAGGGUUUAGACUCGUACAAAGGGAUCUUUCUUGGCUGCCCACACCUGACCCCCUGGACAACUUAAUUCUAGGAAACUACCUUCAAAAAAGUUCUGACCAAUCUGUUCUAGUUUUCUUUGGUCCCCAAAUUUCCUCAGCUAAAAAAAAAAAAAGGACCUAAGAAGAGGGAAGAAAGGGUUUGCUAAAGGAAACUCAUUCUAAAGAGAAGUGAUGUGCAAAGGCCCAUUCUAUCCAUGGUCUCCAGUGAAGGCAGGCCUGAAAAUGAUGCCCAUUGGGAACAGCUGAAAGGAGAAGAGGUGCUGGGGGAAUGGUCACAGUUGGGAAUAUUAGGCUAUUUCUUCAUUUCAGAAUUUAUAAGGGACAAUGACUGUAGCCUAGGCCUUUCUUAAAAAUCCUGUUCCAACACAAAGACAGUGUCAACUAGCAUGACUGUAUUUAUUAUAAACUUACAGAGUUGUAGAAACUUAA